ACAAACACAAUACACACAAACAUUUGUCAAUUAUAGCGCUAGCUAGGGUUGGAAGGACAGUUCAUUCUUCGAUACUGCUUCGAAGCCCAAAGAGAGAGGAGGUUCUGAGUUUGGGAUUCCAGCUAAAUUCCCAAGCGAUCAAUUUUCCCUCACCAGACAGUAUGCUACUGGAUGAUGGUAAGGAGAACAAUUAUUUGGUGAGGUGUCCCAUUUAAGAAAAAAAAAUCAGAGCUUUCAUAUAAAUCAGAGAUACAUUUGGCGGAAAGAGAUACACAUGGCUAGUUUGUUGUCUGGUGAUCCUUCACAUCAUGGAAUGCCUGAAGGUGGGCCCUACAAAUUUUCUCAGGAGAAGCCAGAUGAUGGUGGCCGUUGGUAUUUCUUUAGGAAGGAAAUAGAAGAAAAUUCCCCAUCCAGAGGAGAUGGCAUUGAUUUGAAGAAAGAGACUUACCUACGCAAAUCAUACUGUACAUUCUUACAAGAUUUGGGCAUGAGGCUUAAAGUGCCUCAGGUAACAAUAGCCACUGCAAUAAUUUUCUGUCAUCGUUUUUUCCUUCGUCAGUCACAUGCAAAGAAUGACAGGAGGACUAUCGCAACAGUAUGUAUGUUUCUUGCGGGGAAGGUGGAAGAAACUCCUCGCCCAUUAAAGGAUGUUAUACUUGUUUCUUAUGAAAUUAUUCAUAAAAAGGAUCCUGCUGCAGUACAAAGGAUCAAGCAAAAGGAGGCAUAUGAACAACAAAAAGAACUAAUUUUAUUGGGAGAGAGGAUUGUACUUGCAACUCUAGGUUUUGAUCUUAAUGUGCAUCAUCCAUAUAAGCCCCUUGUUGAGGCAAUAAAGAAAUUCAAGGUUGCUCAAAAUGCCCUUGCUCAAGUUGCAUGGAAUUUUGUCAAUGAUGGGCUGCGGACAUCUCUUUGCUUGCAAUUUAUGCCCCACCACAUUGCAGCAGGUGCCAUUUUCCUUGCUGCCAAGUUUCUCAAAGUAAAGCUCCCAUCCGACGGUGAGAAGUGGUGGCAGGAGUUUGAUGUCACCCCGCGCCAAUUGGAGGAGGUUAGCAAUCAAAUGCUAGAACUGUAUGAACAAAACAGAUUACCGGCUUCUCAGGCAAGUGAAGUAGAAGGAAGUUCUGGUGCUGCGGUUAGUCAUCGAGCCCCUUCAAAAGAUCCUUAUGACAAUGAUGAACAUGCAACAAAUAAUAGUAAUUCUCAGGGUGGAGGUACAACUUCAAAGCCUGGAGCCUUGAAGCCAGCAUCAUCUCGGUCUGUCCCUGAUCAUUCAUACGCUGAUAGUCAUGGUGGGGUUUCGAAAACCAUCCAAAAUCGAAGCAAUGACUAUGGAAGCACCGAGAUAAAGAGUGUUUCAGACCAAAAAGGUGAUGGUGAGGUUGUUAAUCAACACCAUGAAUCAGAGCAGUCACAUUACCAGGAAAACAUGGAGGAAGUCCAAAAUUCUAGGUUUGGUUUGGAAGGACACAGUGAAGAAGAUCAAGAAAGGAACAAUGCUGGGAGACGUGAAACAAGAGAAGCCCAUGUCCGAAAUGUGGAGCUGAGAGAUGGUACACUUGGCCAGUCACCCCAAGAAGCUAUGAAAAAGAUUGACAAAGACAAGGUAAAGGCAGCACUAGAGAAACGGAGAAAGUCUCGUGGUGAUGUAAGUCGGAAGACAGACGUGAUGGACGAGGAUGAUCUCAUCGAGAGGGAACUGGAAGAUGGUAUUGAAAUGGCUGCGGAGAGUGAGAAGGUCAAGCGGGAGAGGAGGCAAAGCUGGUCCAAAUCUUCGAACUUGCCAGAUCAUGAGAAUACACAUCAAGGAAUGAAAGGGCAGUCCUCACAUGGACAAGAUUUUGAGAAUGUGGAAGAAGGUGAGCUGGCGGGAUUCGAUGAUGCUGGCCAUGGAUAUCGAUCACCAAAGUCGAGCAAUCGCAAGAGAAAGGCGGGAAGCCCACCAGACAGACCACUGGAGGGAAAGCAGCAGCGGCAUGAUUAUGUAGUUCCUGGGGCCCACCACCAUAAUCACCAUGUAUUUCCAGAAGAUAGAAACAGGUUGGGCAGAAUUGGAUACUCAGAACGGGAUCAAAAAAGGCAUGUACCGGAAAGUCAUGUCUAGAAGGUGGUUACUGCUUGCCGGAGCGUGUCUUUGUAGCUUGCUGGAGUGUUCAAGUCUCUCUUGAUUCAGCCGCCAACAGGUAAUGAUUUCUAUGGUCAGGAUUAUUUAAGUACAAAACAUGGAGUUAAUUUUUCAGGCUGAUAGUUUGGUUUGUGCUUUCCCUAAGCUGGCUUUGGGAAAUUUGUAUGAAAGGAACUAUGGUGAUUAUCCAAGUUCAGUGGAUUUGUGGUGUUGGCUGUUGUUUUCUCUGGUUUUAAUCUCUUCAAAAUAUUUUAGACCGUGAAACACAAUUCGAUGAUGAGGUGACAAUUAUGAUGAUGAUAAUCUAUUGAGGAACUUUAAUGAUUUAAAUAGAGGCAGUUUUGAUGUUCUUUUCAAUUGUAUGUGCUGUACAUACUGAUAUUCACAGUUUGUUCUG
This is a messenger RNA of Camellia sinensis, 2519 nucleotides long. RefSeq names its product cyclin-T1-3. NCBI's taxonomy places the organism in Eukaryota, Viridiplantae, Streptophyta, Magnoliopsida, Ericales, Theaceae. Gene Ontology annotation, molecular function: cyclin-dependent protein serine/threonine kinase regulator activity. Gene Ontology annotation, biological process: regulation of transcription by RNA polymerase II. The record is from RefSeq and is a predicted model, not a curated record.